This is a messenger RNA of Pan troglodytes (chimpanzee), 1223 nucleotides long. It is a transcript of the gene PET117, whose product is annotated as PET117 cytochrome c oxidase chaperone. Lineage: Eukaryota; Metazoa; Chordata; Mammalia; Primates; Hominidae. The transcript has 2 exons. Gene Ontology annotation, cellular component: mitochondrion. The record is from RefSeq and is a predicted model, not a curated record. The coding region runs from base 154 to 399 and encodes 81 amino acids. Gene Ontology annotation, biological process: mitochondrial respiratory chain complex IV assembly.
CUCGAGCCUGGCAGCGGCGGGCGGCGCACGCGACGGCUGGGGCUCUGCGCUCGAGGGGUCGAGCCUGGGCCGUACAGGCGGCGGUGCGCACUCUGCGGCGGCCUCUGCGCCUCGGGCGGGCGGGAGAGAGAGGCCGCGGCCGCCUGCGUGGGGAUGUCGAGGAGCUCGAAGGUGGUGCUGGGCCUCUCGGUGCUGCUGACGGCGGCCACAGUGGCCGGCGUACAUGUGAAGCAGCAGUGGGACCAGCAGAGGCUUCGUGACGGAGUUAUCAGAGACAUUGAGAGGCAAAUUCGGAAAAAAGAAAACAUUCGUCUUUUAGGAGAACAGAUUAUUUUGACUGAGCAACUUGAAGCAGAAAGAGAGAAGAUGUUAUUGGCAAAAGGAUCUCAAAAAUCAUGACUUGAAUGUGAAAUAUCUGUUGGACAGACAACACGGGUUUGUGUGUGUGUGUUGAUGGAGAGUAGCUUAGUAGUAUCUUCAUCUUUUUUUUGGUCACUGUCCUUUUAAACUUGAUCAAAUAAAGGACAGUGGGUCAUAUAAGUUACUGCUUUCAGGGUCCCUUAUAUCUGAAUAAAGGAGUGUGGGCAGACACUUUUUGGAAGAGUCUGUCUGGGUGAUCCUGGUAGAAGCCCCAUUAGGGUCACUGUCCAGAGCUUAGGGUUGUUACUGAGAAGCACUGCCGAGCUUGUGAGAAGGAAGGGAGAGAAGGAAGGGAUGGAUAGUAGCAUCCACCUGAGUAGUCUGAUCAGUCGGCAUGAUGACGAAGCCACGAGAACAUCGACCUCAGAAGGACUGGAGGAAGGUGAAGUGGAGGGAGAGACGCUCCUGAUUGUCGAAUCCGAGGAUCAGGCAUCAGUGGACUUAUCGCACGACCAGAGUGGGGAUUCCCUCAACAGCGAUGAAGGAGACGUGUCUUGGAUGGAGGAGCAGCUGUCCUACUUCUGUGACAAGUGCCAAAAAUGGAUACCAGCCAGUAAGGAGCUUCUCAAUUCCUUUGAUUUGUCAAUUCCUGUGUGAAGGUUUGUUUUUCCAACCUGUGAAAGAAACGUGAAUGUAAAAGAGACCUAAAUAAAAGGAUAAUUAUAUUUAUUCUCUAGUUGAUCAGCUAUAAAUUUAUAUAAAACACAGGCAUGUUUGUACUAAUGAAACGUACUGUCAACCUCUAUCACAUUGUUAAAUUAACACUUUUGGUGGUAACUCAAUAAAAUUGAGAAAAUUGGAAA